AUGGCCACAACAGGUUCUAAUUCCAAUGAAUGGAUGGAAAUUGCAUUUGAACUGGCAAAUGAAGCAUUGGUCGCUGGCGAAGUCCCAGUUGGAUGUGUCUUGGUAUUUGGUAAUAAAAUAAUUGGUAAAGGGCGUAAUGAGGUCAAUGAGGUUAAAAAUGCAACAAGACAUGCUGAGAUGGUUGCAAUAGAAGAGGCCUAUAAGUGGUGUGAGAAUAAUCAAGUGCGUCCCAGUGUGGCAUUUUCGAAUUCACAACUAUUAGUAACGGUCGAACCUUGUAUCAUGUGCUCCAUGGCUUUAAGAUAUUUGCAUUCGGAGGCUGUGGGUCUGUAUUACAAAUUCAUACUGAUCACUUUUCGUCUCCUGAUUGCAGACCAGACUGUACCUGGACUAGAAGCAGAAAGAGCUGUGACGUUAUUAAAAAAAUUUUAUUUAGGGCAGAAUCCAAACGGUUAG
Trichoplax adhaerens is the source of this 456-nucleotide messenger RNA. RefSeq lists its product as uncharacterized. Gene Ontology annotation, molecular function: zinc ion binding; tRNA-specific adenosine-34 deaminase activity. The transcript has 7 exons. Bases 1 to 456 code for a protein of 151 amino acids. Gene Ontology annotation, cellular component: nucleus; cytoplasm. The record is from RefSeq and is a predicted model, not a curated record. Gene Ontology annotation, biological process: tRNA wobble adenosine to inosine editing. Lineage: Eukaryota; Metazoa; Placozoa; Uniplacotomia; Trichoplacea; Trichoplacidae.